ACUCUCAUGGAAUCUUUGUCUGUUAUAGGCCUACAAACUGCAGGACAGUUGUAUGGAAGCAACGUGUCUUUUUGAUGCAGGUGGACGCAGUACGUACACUCUGUAAGGAAUGUGGUGUCGACUCUUGUGGUUCUAAGAUAGAUCUAAUUCUGCGCCUCAGAACCGAAAUGCAAAAUAGACAGGCCUACGACAAAGUGUUUCAGAAGAUCUGGGGAGCAUCAGGUGGUUUGGCUGCCAUCAUGUGUCUCUGCGGUGUUUUGUACAGCUUGAAGUUUAACAUCAGAGCAGAAGGCCCUAGAGACUUUGCAGAUAUGCUUCUGUCGUGGAAACAUAUGCCCAAUAUAUCAGUCUAUGACUUUGCACGAGGUCUUGUAAACCACACCAAUGUGAGAGUGCCAGAAAAUCCACCAUUCCAGCCAAAUGAAGGCCGUCUUGCUCUUCCAACCCCUGAGAACAUACUGGCUGCCAAGGACCGAACACUGAAGAUCCACCUUCCGUGGCUUUUGGAGCCAAACACUGAAAACUUUGAAGAUGAUAGUCAUCCGGUUACCAAAUCCUCUCAACAUUAUGUCUUGUGUGACAAGCCACAUGAAGGUAACAGCAAGAAUGAGAAGGACAUGCUCAGGAGAAUUGAACUUGUACCGGAGCUUGCAGGUCAGCUCAACAGCCAAGACCAACUCCUGAAAGGGAAACUUCCCUGCGUGACAUACAGCCACAGAGAUCAUGCUGGGGUUUGA
Molecule: messenger RNA, 737 nt
Organism: Perca fluviatilis (European perch)
Lineage: Eukaryota; Metazoa; Chordata; Actinopteri; Perciformes; Percidae
Exons: 4
Coding region: 75-737 (220 amino acids)
Source: RefSeq, a predicted model, not a curated record